Messenger RNA from Populus trichocarpa (black cottonwood), 2267 nucleotides. Its product is annotated as chromatin assembly factor 1 subunit FAS1-like. Gene Ontology annotation, biological process: nucleosome assembly. The record is from RefSeq and is a predicted model, not a curated record. The transcript has 11 exons. NCBI's taxonomy places the organism in Eukaryota, Viridiplantae, Streptophyta, Magnoliopsida, Malpighiales, Salicaceae. The coding region runs from base 59 to 2164 and encodes 701 amino acids. Gene Ontology annotation, cellular component: nucleus; CAF-1 complex.
CUAUGGUUUUGGGUUUGGUGUAGAUUUGAGUGGAAACGAGUAUAGUAAUGUGAAUGCGAUGGUGGGUUUGUUAAUGGAAGAGAGUGGCAUGUCGUUUACCAAAUUGGUGGAGGAAAUUUAUAAGAAGUUAGUGAAAAUGAGUGGGGAUUGGACUGUUGCAGUAGUGAAAAAUGUUGUGUUGUUUGUUGGUCAAAGAGUAAUGUACGGUGUGCCUAAUGUUGAUGCUGAUAUUUUGGAGGACGAGACUCAUUCUUCUCUUUGGUGCUGGGAGACAAGAGAUUUCAAGCUAAUGCCGAAAUAUGUCCAUGGAGCAUUGAAAAUUAGGUGCACGUGUCGAAAAAAGAUUCAUGACAGGAUUGCUGUUGUUUCUGAAAUGAUAACUGCAUUACAAAAGCAAGAGACUAAUCAAAAUUACGAGAGUGAUUUAAUAAAAUUAUCAGAGAAGCUUGGUAAAGUUUUAACAGAGGCAGACAUUCGAUUGUUAAUUGAUGGCUUGUUACAGAAAAAUGGAGCAGAGAUAGCUGAUAAGGAAGCAAAACAAGAAGAGAAACUACUCGUCAAGCAAUUGAAGAAAAAUAAACGAGAAGAGGAAAAGGAGAAAAAAAGGAUGGACCUUGAACUUCAAAAGGAAAAGAGACAAACUGAAAAAGAGCAAAAGCGAUUGCAAGAGGAGGCAAAAAAGGAUGAACGGCGUCGUGAAAGGGAAGAGUCUGAAAUUAAAAGACAGUUGAAAAGGCAGCAAGAGGAAGUUGAGAAGGAACAGCGACAUAAAGAGAAGGAAGAAGCUGAGUUGAAAAGGCGAGUGGCUAUACAGAAGCAAGCUUCAAUGAUGGAACGCUUUCUAAAAAGAAGCAAAAGUAAUUCCCCAUGUCAGAAUGACCAGACUUUAACUAAAGCAACCACUUUUGAUUCAUCAAGCAAAGAGAGUAAAAGGAUUGCUGAGGCAAUUACUCAACUGAUGGACUGUGCUCUUUCAUUAAAUGAUAACAUUACAGCUGAUGACAUUCGCAAGUCAUACUUAUCUUCCUGGUGUCAUUUGGGUUUCUCUAUUCGUGCCAACAGAAAGCAGCAUUGGAGUAUCCGCAGGAAGCCUAAGACUGGACUGUUUAAGGAACUAAAGCUAACUGCUAUUAGGGACCCAACUCAUAAUGAUGAUUCAAGUGCAGAGAAGCUUGAUAGUGGAUGGGGACAUCAAUCUUCUGAUGACAGAUCGUGCGAUGAUGUUAGGAAGUGUAACUGGAGGAAGCAAUUGUUGCAAUUUGAUAAGAGCCAUAGACUUGCAUUUUAUGGCAUCUGGCCUAAGAAAAGUCAUGUUGUUGGACCAUGCCAUCCAUUCAGGAGGGAUCCAGACUUAGAUUAUAACGUUGACAGUGAUGAAGAAUGGGAAGAGGAGGAUCCUGGUGAAAGCCUCUCGAAUUAUGACAAGGAUGAUGGAGAAGAAAUCUUAGAGGAAGAAUAUUCAAAAGCUGAUGAAGAAGAAGAGAGUGAAGAUGGUUUUUUUGUACCUGAUGGGUAUCUCUUAGAAAAUGAGGGAGUACAGCUUGACAGAAUGGACACUGAUCUGUCAGUGGAGGAGGCCAGAAGCUCACCUUGUUGCAAGCAAGACUUACAGAGUGAGGAGUUUUGUACAUUGCUGAAACAGCAGAGAUAUUUGAACAAUUUCACCGAUAAUGCCCUUAGGAAAAAUCAUCCCUUGAUUAUGUUGAAUCUAAUGCAUGAGAAGGAUGCAUUCUUAGUGGCUGAUGAUCUUGGUGACAUUCCUAAAGUUGAAAAAAUGUGUUUGCAAGCACUUAGCAUCCGAGCAUUUCCUGGUGGACCGCAAAUAGAGAUAUCCUUGGAUGUGUCCCCUGAAAAUCAUGAUGCUUGCCUGUCAAAUUCCAAGCCCAGUGCUACACUUAUCCCAACUAUGAUAACUCUACAAGACUCAGAUAUGCCUUUAGUUGUGUUUGUUAUUCAGUCUUGCUCGCAAAGUAUGAAUAAAGUGGUUGAAUCACUGCAUCAGAAAUUCCCCCCUGUCUCAAAGUCGCAAUUAAGAAACAAAGUUCGUGAGAUGUCAAAUUUUAUGGAUAUUCGUUGGCAGGUUAGUGGCUUGUUGAAAUAUUGUAUCAUUCUCAUUUUACAGAUGAGGAUCUACCUGUUAAGGACACUAAUGAUGUUUUUAUGAUUGAUAAAAGCUUUUGAUUAUUGAAAUUAUUUACGCACGUCUUUUAACAGUCUGGACCUCGGUUCAAUGGUUCAAUAAAAAGAAAGACCUUAGUUCAGCAUUA